AUUUUUCUUAAACACAGUUUCAAACACACGCAAAAAUAAAGGAUAGAAGAUUCAAUCGGUUCGGUAAUGGAGAUCGGCAACGAUCGACGAACGAGAAAGCAGAAGAACAGAAGCUAUCUGUUCUGGUGUAAUUUGUUGACAAGUAGCUCUCUCCAUACCCAAUCUUAUUCUUUAAGUCUAUGAGGUGAGAGAAAGAGAUAGUAGAUUAAUGGGGAAACAAGAUUCACCAAGAAGUCCUCGACCCGGAACGAUAGAUAAAGAAGAGAAAUUUGGGAGGAGAAGUUUGGAUUCUUUAUCUGGAAUUGAUCUCUUACUCGGUAGAAGAGUAUAUGGAAGUGAAGUUUCCAAGGCGCCAGGAUCUAAACAUGAUCAAAGCUGUGGAAGUAGCAACAAGUUUAGUUACUCUUGGAAGAAGCAACAUUCAUGGCUUCGUAGGAACUUCAAGUCUAUACUAAUGAUGAUCUCAGUCACCGGUUUCAUUUUCUGUAUCGAUUCAAUCAUGGUUUCGAUCUUUCAUUCAGAUAGUAGUGCCGCUGCGGUGCAGAACAUUUCAAGGUUGAGCAAUGUGACUCUGCAUAAGAAUGAUGGAACUCAAGAUGCUUCACCAGUGCAAAUGUAUAGCCGUCUUCUAAACUUAGCUUCAGAUUCUCUUGCAAAGAACGAAUUCAAACCCGAUUCACCAAAUUUCCGAGAGGAAAGAUUUUCAAAGUCAUCACAGUGGGAGCCUUGUGCUGACAAUAACAAAGCAGCUGUGGCAUUAGAGAGGUCAAGAGAAUUAAGCAAUGGUUACAUCAUGGUUAGUGCAAAUGGUGGCCUUAAUCAACAGCGUGUAGCUAUCUGUAACGCUGUUGCAGUUGCAGCUCUGCUCAACGCGACGCUAGUUCUUCCUCGGUUUCUUUACAGUAACGUGUGGAAAGAUCCUAGCCAAUUUGGUGAUAUAUACCACGAAGACCGUUUCAUCGAGUCUUUGAAAGAUGAUGUGGAUAUAGUAAAGGAUCUUCCACAACAUCUAAAAUCUACUGAUAGCAAGAAUCUUAGCUUGGUUACUGAUACAGAGCUUGUAAAAGAGGCAAAGCCAGUCGAUUACAUCGAGCACGUCCUUCCUUUGUUAAAGAAGUAUGGAAUGGUUCAUCUUUUUGGAUACGGGAAUCGCCUCGGAUUUGAUCCAUUGCCUUUCGAUGUUCAGAGAUUACGAUGUAAAUGCAACUUUCACGCGCUGAAAUUUGGGCCCAAGAUUCAAGAAGCUGGAUCUCUGUUGGUGAAACGGAUAAGAAGAUUCAAGAUAUCACAUAGCAGACUGGAAGAAGCAUUGCUUAAUGAACCUAUGGCGAAAAAUACUGUUAAAGGAGAAGAAAAACCAUUGAAGUAUCUCGCUUUACAUUUAAGGUUUGAGGAAGACAUGGUUGCUUACUCUCUUUGCGAUUUUGGAGGAGGUGAAACCGAGCGUAAAGAGCUUCAAGCUUACCGAGAAGAGCAUUUCCCUCUUCUCCUCGAACGUUUGAAGAAAUCAAAGUCUGUUUCUCCAGAAGAGUUGAGAAAAACGGGCAAGUGUCCAUUAACACCAGAGGAAGCAACUUUAGUUCUUGCUGGUCUUGGAUUCAAGAGAGGAACAUAUAUAUACUUGGCUGGUUCUCAGAUAUAUGGAGGCUCUUCUCGUAUGCUUCCUUUAACAAGACUAUACCCGAAUAUCGUGACCAAAGAAACUCUCCUUACACCUCAAGAACUCGCACCAUUCAAGAACUUCUCUUCUCAGCUAGCUGCCCUGGAUUUCAUAGCUUGUGCAGCAUCAGAUGUCUUUGCAAUGACUGAUUCUGGGAGUCAACUAUCUUCCCUAGUGUCUGGAUUUAGAACAUACUACGGGAAUGGUCAGGCGCCAACAUUGAGGCCUAACAAGAAGAGGCUUGCUGCAAUCUUAUCAGACAGUGAAACAAUUAAGUGGAAGAUCUUCGAAGAUCGUGUGAGAAAAAUGGUAGAGGAAGGUCAAAAGCUUCGUUUUAGACCUUACGGACGCAGCAUUUAUAGACAGCCGAGAUGUCCUGAGUGUAUGUGUAAAUUUUGAUCCUUUGAAACUAAAACAACUAGUGUUUGGUCUGAAAAUUUCCUUUAGUACAAAAAAGAAUGAAGGCACCGUAUAUCAUUGAUUCUAAGUUUGUACUCGCUAUUAAACAUUGGACUUAGAACCUCCUUAGA
Camelina sativa (false flax) is the source of this 2190-nucleotide messenger RNA. Its product is annotated as O-fucosyltransferase 8-like. Lineage: Eukaryota; Viridiplantae; Streptophyta; Magnoliopsida; Brassicales; Brassicaceae. The record is from RefSeq and is a predicted model, not a curated record.